Messenger RNA from Aspergillus campestris IBT 28561, 1538 nucleotides. RefSeq names its product tRNA 1-methyladenosine methyltransferase subunit GCD14 (gene trm61). Gene Ontology annotation, cellular component: nucleus; tRNA (m1A) methyltransferase complex. Bases 98 to 1537 code for a protein of 479 amino acids. The transcript has 2 exons. The record is from RefSeq and is a predicted model, not a curated record. Lineage: Eukaryota; Fungi; Ascomycota; Eurotiomycetes; Eurotiales; Aspergillaceae. Gene Ontology annotation, biological process: tRNA methylation.
AAAAAAGCUGGCGCCUCAAGACCGAUCUCUCCACGAGCAGCACAACAACGAACAGGCCAAAGAUCCACAAGCCAACAGGUCCACCAGACCACCCACCAUGCCCUCCCCCUUCCUCACCCCAGGCGACCAAGCGCCCCUCGACUCCCUAGCCCUCCUCCACCUCCGCCGCGACCAAACCGUCCCGACCAUCCUGCGCGCGCACGACGACGAAGGCCUAGGCUACAACGAAGGCAAAGUAGUCAACACGCGGUUCGGCUCCUUCCCGCACAGCACACUUUACCACAAACCAUGGGGCUCCCAGAUCGUCGCCUCAAAACAGAAACCCAAAGCCGCCGUCGCAGCCUCCAGCGGCUUCCUCCACCUCCUGUACCCGACCCCCGAGCUCUGGACCGCCUCCCUCCCGCACCGCACCCAAGUCGUCUACACCCCAGACUACAGCUACAUCUUGCACAGGCUGUGCGUACGCCCAGGGAGCAGCGUGAUCGAAGCCGGCGCUGGAAGCGGAUCCUUCACGCACGCGGCCGUCCGCGCCGUCUUCAACGGGUAUCCUUCCGAACAACAGCAGCCCGAAACGCAACAACAACAGCCCCCGAAAAAGCGCAAGCACGGCAAAGUGCACAGCUUCGAAUUCCACGCCCAGCGCGCGUCCAAAGUCCGCGAAGAGAUCUCCGAGCACGGCCUCGACGGCCUCGUCGAAGUCACGCACCGAGACGUCUACGAAGACGGAUUCCUCCUCAACAGGGACACCUCCACCUCCCCCUCCACAGAGGGAGCGUCAGCAUCAUCAUCAACCUCCCCGAAAGCAAACGCCGUCUUCCUCGACCUCCCGGCCCCCUGGCUCGCCCUCCGGCACCUAACCCGCGAAUGCCGACAACAAGAAACAGCCGCAGCCGCAGCGACAUCCACCCCGCAAGGCGGGAUCCAAUCCGCGCUGGACCCCACAACCCCAGUCUACAUCUGCACGUUCUCGCCCUGCCUCGAGCAAUCGGAGCGCACCAUCAGCGCCAUGCGGCAGCUCGGCUGGCUGCAGAUCGAGAUGGUGGAGGUCAACCACCGACGGAUAGAGGUCAAGCGGGAGAAGUACGGGCUGGAGUUUGAGGGCGCGCGCGGGGCGGUGGUGUUUCCGCGGACGGUGGACGAGGCGGUUGAUAAGACGCGGACGAUCGAGGAGCGCACGAGGCGGUUUAGGGAGGUUAUGAAGGAGAGGGAUGCGCGGGGGGAUCAGCUGCCUUUGGGUGGGUUGAUGCGCGAGCGCGAGGGGGAGGAUGCCCUCAAGGGAGAAGCUCAAGGGGAGGAGGGGGAGGAGAAUGUCCCGGGUUAUAAGCAGGGGAGGCUCAUUCAUCGCACUGAGCCUGAUUUGAAGACGCAUACGUCGUGGCUGGUGUUUGCUGUGCUGCCGCGGGAUUGGACGGAGGAGGAUGAGAAGCGGUGUUGCGAGAAGUGGCCUGCUCAGAGGGUGAUCGAGGAGGUGAAGCCUAAGGGGAAGAAGCAGUUGAAGAGGGAGGAGCGGGAGAGGAAGGAAUCGGAGAAGCAGUAGU